Molecule: messenger RNA, 1116 nt
Organism: Acanthosepion pharaonis
Lineage: Eukaryota; Metazoa; Mollusca; Cephalopoda; Sepiida; Sepiidae
Source: the annotation of a GenBank genome assembly
AUGACUCUAUCUAUCUAUCUAUCUAUCUAUCUAUCUAUCUAUCUAUCUAUCUAUCUAUCUAUCUAUCUAUCUAUUAACAAAAAAACUAAAAAGAAUGAAUGGGCACAUCUAUCUAUCUAUCUAUCUAUCUAUCUAUCUAUCUAUCUAUCGCAGUUUGUUUACAUCUAUCUAUCUAUCUAUCUAUCUAUCUAUCUAUCUAUCUAUCUAUCUAUCUAUCUCAGUUUGUUUACAUCUAUCUAUCUAUCUAUCUCAGUUUGUUUACAUCUAUCUAUCUAUCUAUCUAUCUAUCUAUCUAUCUAUCUAUCUAUCUAUCUAUCUAUCUAUCUAUCUCUCUCUCUCUAUAUAUAUAUAUAUAUCUAUCAGUUUGUUUACAUCUGUUUUCAUGAUUGUUUACAAACAUCUAUCUAUCUAUCUAUCUAUCUAUCUAUCUAUCUAUCUAUCUAUCUAUCUAUCUAUCUAUCUAUCUAUCUAUCUCACCCUCUUGUUUCCACUUUGUCCCUCUUGCCUCCAUUCUCACCCUCUUGCCUCCACUCUAGCCCUCUUGUUCCCAUUCUGUCCUCUUGCCUUCACACCCCUCUUGCCUCCAUUCUGUCCCUCUUGCCUCCCUCUGCCCUCUUGCUUCCUCUAGCCCUCUUCCCUCUUGUUCCCAUUCUGUCACUCUUGCCUUCACACGCCCCCUCUUGCCUCCAUUCUGUCCCUCUUGCCUCCACUCUGCCCCUCUUGCUUCACUCUAGCCCUCUUGUUUCCACUUUGUCCCUCUUGCCUCCAUUCUCACCCUCUUGCUUCCACUCUAGCCCUCUUGUUCCCAUUCUGUCACUCUUGCCUUCACACGCCCCCUCUUGCCUCCAUUCUGUCCCUCUUGCCUCCCUCUGCCCUCUUGCUUCCUCUAGCCCUCUUGUUUCCACUUUGUCCCUCUUGCCUCCAUUCUCACCCUCUUGCUUCCCCUCUAGCCCUCUUGUUCCCAUUCUGUCACUCUUGCCUUCACACGCCCCCUCUUGCCUCCAUUCUGCCCUUCUUGCCUCCACUCUUCUCUUCUUGCUUCCACUCUGUCCUUCAAAUCUAUCUAUCUAUCUAUCUAUCUAUCUAUCUAUCUAUUAUUCCAGGAUUAUUUUCUAA